GAGCAACGUUGUCGAUGAAGGCCACGACGAGCUCCGCCAAAGCACAGAAAAUUUCCACCGCGUUAACAGAAGGUCUCGUUGGAGUCCAUAUUGCUCACCUCGCACCCCAACAGCUCGUCUGGCUACUGUGGUAUUGGGAAUGGUAACAAUUUCUCCUUAUCAUCUCCUCCUCGCUCAACUGUCCCUUAUCUAGCGUCUUCCGAUCGGUCUAUAUCCCUUGCCUACCUCCAGUACAGCAUCAGAUACUCGUUAUCGCGGCAGUGUACGAUUUUCAGAACACAAUACGGUGCCGAGUCGUGACGGCUUCUGAUCUGUCACAUUACUAGCGGUGCGAUCCAGAUAACUGCCCGCGUUGGCAGUCGGACCAACAGAGCACUUGUACGUGCUGUGACUUCCCUGGCCGGACUGCGACAUACGACAAUAUGAACGGCUCAUCAGAUCGCCGACACAGUACAGCGGCAGCUGUUGAGCGUUGGCGUACCGGAUCGCCUUCCGGCUCUGAGCGCCGCAAGCUCUCCUUCAACCCCGUCAGCGAAUGGGGCCCUCCGGCCGCUCCAGAGGAGCCUCGCGGUGCUUUUGAGGUCAGCAGAACGAAACGGGUAUUGCAAGUUGGCAUAGCAGUCAUAUACUGUCUGCUUGCCGCGGGCAUAGUUUUCGGAUUCGCAGCUUUGAAGCCAGUUCUGGUUAAAGAAGGAGUCUACAAAGACACGUGCACCAAGCAAGAGAUCGAGGAAGGUGUGUGGGUCUGCUAUGAGCAAGAGUUGCGUCUCAACUUGAUGUUCACGGUUGCGGCUGUCAGUACGAAUGUCUGUGCUCUGCCUGUAGGAACAAUACUCGACCGCUACGGACCGCGUAUCGCAAGCAUCAUCGGCGUGGUGUUCCUCACGCUGGGUUCGCUGAGCAUGGCCUUUGCGGGAGACCUACCAUUUGAUGCAUACAUACCCGGCUAUCUCUUCCUCGCGCUUGGUGGACCGUUUGUCUUUAUCCCGUCCUUUCAACUCAGCAAUACUUUCCCAAGAAACUCGGGGUUGAUCUUAGCGCUGCUUACGGGUGCAUUCGAUACCAGCAGCGCCGUCUUCCUGGUGUACCGGCUUACUUACCAGAAAACCAACGGUACAUUCACGCUCAAGAAGUUCUUUCUCAUCUACCUGAUUGUGCCGGCUCUCAUCCUCCUUGCGCAGCUUUUUGUCAUGCCAACGGAUUCCUACAAGACCGUUGGUGAGCUCGCGAAAACGGCAGAGGAUCCUGCAGCCGAUGGGCACGUUGACAACGACGUCAACGAGGAGACGGCGCUUCUAGGGUCAAACUCGGACAAGCAACAGAAAGCAGAGGAGGAGAAGGCUGCUCGAUCGGGCGUUUGGGGCGCAUUGCACGGCAGGACGGCCUGGCAGCAGAUUCGCACGCCGUGGUUCGUGCUCAUCACGCUCUUUACCGUAAUCCAGAUGACGCGGAUCAACUACUUCGUUGCUACAAUACGUACGCAAUACACCGAGCUACUACACUCUCACGCCGCGGCGGUCCGGAUCAACGAGUUCUUCGAUGUCGCGUUACCGCUGGGAGGCGUCAUUGCUGUACCUUUUAUUGGUUUCGUACUGGAUUAUACCAGCACACCUUUUGUCCUGGGUCUUCUCGUUACAAUCGCAACAGCAAUCGGCAUACUAGGUCUUGUACCGCAAAUGUGGGCCGGGUACGCCAACGUUUGCCUCUUCGUUGUCUACCGCCCGCUAUACUAUACUGCAGUAUCGGACUACAGCGCCAAGGUCUUCGGCUUCGCAACAUUUGGCAAAGUCUAUGGACUGAUCAUCUGUCUGGCUGGACUGUUCAAUUUCACCCAACAAGGGCUGGAUGCAUUGACGCACAAGACAUUUCACAACGAUCCGGUGCCGGUGAACGCGCUGUUGCUGUGUCUGGCAGCUUUUGUUGGCGUGUUGCUUGUGGGAUAUGUGACGCGGAGGAGCUACAUGAUGGGAAGGGAGAAGCUGGAGGAAGAGGCAGAGGGGGCCCGUGAGGUGACGAUUCCAAAUGCGCAUGAGUAGCGGGCAGGAACUGUUCACGGUUUAGCAAGGCGUUGGAGGCAGCGAUAUCCAGCUUGUUGUGGCGCCACAGCUACGUAUAGGAGCGAUAUCGUCGUUUCUCCAAGUAUUUAUUGAGUUUGGGACGUAUAGUGCUUUUCUGAUACUGUUCCAUGGUGGCGGUACCACCAGUCACGUGGUCCCUCGGCUUCAUUUCUAGAAGCUCCGACGCUAGUGUGACG
This is a messenger RNA of Baudoinia panamericana UAMH 10762, 2254 nucleotides long. RefSeq lists its product as uncharacterized. Gene Ontology annotation, molecular function: transmembrane transporter activity. Lineage: Eukaryota; Fungi; Ascomycota; Dothideomycetes; Mycosphaerellales; Teratosphaeriaceae. The coding region runs from base 423 to 2036 and encodes 537 amino acids. The transcript has a single exon. The record is from RefSeq and is a predicted model, not a curated record. Gene Ontology annotation, biological process: transmembrane transport. Gene Ontology annotation, cellular component: fungal-type vacuole membrane.